This is a messenger RNA of Mycetomoellerius zeteki, 935 nucleotides long. RefSeq names its product zinc finger protein 253-like. The record is from RefSeq and is a predicted model, not a curated record. Lineage: Eukaryota; Metazoa; Arthropoda; Insecta; Hymenoptera; Formicidae. Gene Ontology annotation, biological process: regulation of transcription by RNA polymerase II. Gene Ontology annotation, molecular function: RNA polymerase II cis-regulatory region sequence-specific DNA binding; DNA-binding transcription factor activity. The transcript is spliced from 4 exons. The coding region runs from base 75 to 935 and encodes 286 amino acids.
GGUUGAAAUCCGGAACGCAGAUUGCCUGAUUCGUGUCUCCGAAGCUCAAAAUUGAUGCACAACUCCGAGACAAAAUGAACAUUAUCAGAUUCAAAAUGAUCAGUCAUUCAGUGAUCAUCGAUUUUGUGGUCCUUUGGGCCAGUCUGUCGUCGGCCAGCUUUUUGACCAGCGAAUUACUGGAAUGUCGAGCAAAUUUGACGGCGGCGAUAAAAAACGAUACGACGUUCCUAGAGAAGGUGCGCCAGUCGGACUACAUCUUUACGGGAAAGGUAAAGGAGCUACAGCAUGGACAGCUGCUGCACGUGCGCGUCAAGAGGGCGAUCAAGGGUGCGCUGAACAUCACUGUCGACCUCGUGGUGAACGAUACCUGCGGCCGUUACAUCAGGCGCAGUUACACCGGCAUCUUCAUGGCGCGUCGCGGUGCCAACGACGUUGGCAGGAUCGUGAUGCACUUCGGCCCGGUACCGCUUACGCUCGCCAACCUCGACAGGCUGAACGCCGCCGUCAGAGAUAAGAAGUUUAAAUCCUUGGGAAAUUUGAAACAACAUAAUAUAAACAUACAUACUGAAGUUAAGCUCUACAAAUGCGGAACGUGUGGUAAAACGUUUAAGAGUAAAUCUAAUAUGCGUUUUCAUGAGAGAACACAUAAAGGUGACAAACCUUGUCAAUGCGACAUUUGCGAAGCAUCAUUUAGUCAUCCUAGUAAUCUAUACAAACACAAGAAAACGCAACACAAUGUACAUAUCAAUUGUAAGGAAUGUAAGGAUGGUUUCAAUACUGAACAGGAUUUGUAUGAUCAUGUAGACACGAAGCACAUUAAAAAACCGUAUAAAUUGUCACACGAGUGCUACCAUAAUAGAGAACUAACCGCGACUGACAACAGAAUAGACGAUCAAGGACAGUUACGAUUACUCUUAAUAAUAAUGACGAACUGA